AUGAGUACUACACCCGAGUCAGGAAGCUGCACAACAAACCAAGCUCGUCUGACUGUGAGUCCCAGCAGCUCUCAGUUCUUUAAAGGAGACUUUGUGUCUCUGAGCUGUGAGGAGGACGACAGCUCUGCUGGAUGGACUCUGAGGAGGAACACAAGCAAACGACAGAGGACUGAGUGUGGAGAUGGGUUUGGAAAACCAGCUGGAUCAGUUAAUUCUUCCUGUAACAUCAGCUACAUUCUCACAUCAGACAGUGGAGUUUACUGGUGUGAGUCCAGAGAGGGUGCCAUCAGUAACAUGGUUAAGCUCACAGUCUCUGGUGGAUCAGUGAUCCUGCAGAGUCCUGUCCUCCCUGUGAUGGAGGGAGAUGACGUCACUCUGCUCUGUCAAACAAAGACCACUCCCUCCAACCUCCCAGCUGCUUUCUAUAAAGAUGGCUCCCUCAUCAGGAAGCAGCCUACAGGUCACAUGACCAUCCAGCAUGUUUCCAGGUCUGAUGAAGGCCUCUACAAGUGUGACAUCAGCGGUCAUGGAGAGUCUCCAUCCAGCUGGAUCACUGUCACAGAGAGACACACCACCACACCUCCACCUACAUCACUCUCUCCUCCUGUUCUCUCUGUGAUCUCCUCUGUUGGAUCAGUCUGUGUUGUGGUUCUACUGGUGUUACUGGUUCUGCUGGUGAGACGAUGUGUUCACAGGAAACCUGAAGAGAGCGAUCCAGCAGCAGUCCACUCAGCAGUGAAAACAGAAGAUGUCACUUAUGGACAAAUCGUCAUCAAAGAGAAACAAAAAAAAUCGAAGACGAGAGACAGUGACCCAGCUGCAGUCUCCUCAGCAGUGACAACAGAAGACGUCACUUAUGGACAAAUAGCUGUUAAACCAAAGAGGAACAGAGACGAGGACCCACCCACACUCAUUCGUAAAGGAGCGGUUCGCAAGUGCGGUGGAAACACUAAGGUUUUCGCCGGUUCUUCUGGGAACAGCACGAGCACCAGAACCCCAUUGAUAUCCAGAAAGAUCCUUAAAAGUUUACUCCCACCUGCAGCAGAUGUAGUUAAGGGCUUACGGCCUGAGUCGCCUCCUGCCGCAUACCUACAGCGUUUAGAUUCAGCUUUUGGUACAGUGGAAGAUGGAAAGGAGCUUUUCACUCAAUUCCUGAACACCCUUCAAGACCCAGGGGAGAAAUCACCCACUUACCUUGAUUGA
This is a messenger RNA of Archocentrus centrarchus (flier cichlid), 1203 nucleotides long. RefSeq names its product low affinity immunoglobulin gamma Fc region receptor II-like. The transcript has 9 exons. Gene Ontology annotation, biological process: cell surface receptor signaling pathway; immune response. NCBI's taxonomy places the organism in Eukaryota, Metazoa, Chordata, Actinopteri, Cichliformes, Cichlidae. The record is from RefSeq and is a predicted model, not a curated record. Bases 1 to 1203 code for a protein of 400 amino acids. Gene Ontology annotation, cellular component: external side of plasma membrane. Gene Ontology annotation, molecular function: transmembrane signaling receptor activity.